AUGGCGGCCAACAACGCUGAUGAAUCCCCCCUGGGAUUCGCCGGCGACAUCGACGGCGGCACCUCCUCCUUCCGGCUAUCAUCAGGACAACAACCCCCACCUUCGCUUGGCAACGCCGGCCCCGCCACCAGCUCGGCCUUUCCCGUCCAGGUGGGUCGUCUCCCGCCGCCCUCCCCGCAGGACCGGGGCCUAGUCGGUGGAGGCGUUUUGCUGGAAGAGGCCGAAGCGGGGCGGACCGUCGUGACGUGGCGGGCGCAGGAGUCGGGGCUCUGGCUGGAGGAGCGAGGGUUGGACGACGACCUCGAGGGGGGCGGGUUACACCUGCAGCUGCAAGGUGCGGGCACUCAUUGCCGUGCACGCCGUAGUCGUUUUGACCAUUGA
Ectocarpus sp. CCAP 1310/34 is the source of this 381-nucleotide messenger RNA. NCBI's taxonomy places the organism in Eukaryota, Phaeophyceae, Ectocarpales, Ectocarpaceae. The record is from the annotation of a GenBank genome assembly.